Amoebophrya sp. A120 is the source of this 4991-nucleotide messenger RNA. Lineage: Eukaryota; Dinophyceae; Syndiniales; Amoebophryaceae. The record is from the annotation of a GenBank genome assembly.
CCUUACUACUGUUGUACAGCCCUUUUAUUUAACGGCACAUAUUGCCGGAAGAAAAAGAAAUUGAGAUGGUAGAAGAUGAGUAGUGCUAAUGAUGCCAUUCUCGGUAAUAUACUGAGAAUGUUUUGCUUUCCUGGAUGAAGUCGGGAAGGUCCACGUCACAUCUAGUGACGCCCUCAUAUCAUGUUGGUUCUUGCGCAUGUAUGACAACUACGUGAUAAAAAAACUAGAGCAAGACGCGGACGGUUGCAUGACGACGUCGUGAAGCAGCACGACAGUUGUAUUGCUUCCCUUCGAACUGCUCCAGUUGUAAUAAAUUCAGCAUCUUUUCUUGUACACGAAACACAAAAUGGACCGUUCCGUGCUCAACAAAGCGACGCUUCCGGACCCGGACCAGCCGGUCACGGGCGUGGAAUUGACCGAUCUGGCGAAGUAUCAAGUGCAAAUCUGUCCGGGGCUGGAAACUUGUGAUGCAAGGAAGGGAAUAGCGAGCGCACUGUAAAAAUGCGCUGCCAAGCAUGACAAGUUUUCUCGUGGUUCUGAGUUGCGCACUCAGCAUGAGAAACUGCGUUUGUGCAUGCAAGGCAAGAGGCCGCGCAGCACAGAGUUCAGAGUCAUGCCAGUGUUCACUGUCAUGCCAGACGAGCAUGACAAUCUCCCAGACGACCGAGACAUGUUUGCAAUGCAUACAAGGAUGACCUUCGUCAGCUUCGACUGCAGUGAGCAGAUGGGGGAGUACUUGCUGUCCAAGCUGAAAAAGGACAAUCCCUUCAUCAAGCAAAAGUGUCUGAAGAUCAUUCGACACGUGUCUGAAAACGGGAAGCCGGAUUUCCGCCGACACAUGCAGAGGCACAGCCGCGACGUGAAAGAGUGCCUGCAAUAUCGAGGUAUAGUGCCUGCAAUAUCGAGUAGGAGCACUAGUUGUAGGGUUGUGGGGGUAACAGUUGGUGUGAGGAGGUUAUUGUACUACUUAGUUUUGUGAUCAUGCAUCCUACCCAACAGCAAUUCUCGUUACGUUGUACGGCACAACUGAUGUGUGUGAUAAAUGCAAUGCAGUUUGAACUACAGUGAUUUUCUCCCUGCAGGUAAGCCCGACGCUUUGCGCGGCGACGCCCCGAACAAGGCGGUCAGAGACGAAGCGGAAUUAGCUGUAAAAGCAAUAUUCAGCGAAGCGGGAACCAACGCGUAAUGCAUAAACUAGUGAUCUUCAUAAUUUAGAUUUUGAUUUCUCUUGAGCAGACGGAUCGCUGUUGUAGCACCUUGUGCAAGUUGUGUCGGAUUUUCAUGCGUGGAAGAUGCCUUCAGGGUAAAGCAAACCGCGAUAUUAUCUUUUAUGCCAGCUGCAAUGAGGUGCGUGAUGGAUUCGUCAGGCUUCUACCAAUAAGAGGAAAAGAAUGAUGUUUGAAAAAACAGCUUUGGCCAGCUGCAGCCGACCCCGAACGCGCCCAAGAUGCAGGGAUUUGGUUCGGAAAGCGCUUACUCUCCGAACAUGCCCCACCAGCCGCCGUCCCCCGGGAGCGCCAGUGCUGGGUCCUUUCAACCCCCACCCCCGCCCGCGUACGGAAACCACCCGCCGCCGGCGUAUGGAGGCGGUGCAGGACCACUUCCCAACGGGGGCACUACUAGCCACAGCAACGCCGGGCCGACCUACGGCGGUCCGGGUCCGAAGAAAAUGGAGGGCUUCGGCAAUCCGGCCUUCGAGAACCGAGCGAGCAGCAGUAGUAGCGGUAUGAUGGCCGGGGUCGGGGAGACGGGCAACCCGACGAUAGACAAGGUACCUAGUGGUCAACAUCUAGAAGGUUGUCUUUGUGCUAAACAUCUAGCUUAGCAACUGGAGGCUGCUUGCAUGUAGUUAUAUGACCUAGCUCCUUUCAAGCCAUUGGUUUUACUGCUGUUCCUGUUGAUUUCAGGGUUAGACUCUGAACCAGCACCUCAUUUCGAUCCACCGUGCAUUGAUUUUUUGUCGCGAAAAACACCACCAGGCAAACGAAGUGAUAAAGCGCGGGGUCGAGACGGGUGUCGAGUAUUUGAAAUUUGGUGCGCUCAAGGCCUCUGAGUAUCUGCCCGACAGGGUCAAAGAAAAUCUCCCCGCGGGCGUUCUGAAAAAAAUGGGUAUAGCUGUACUAACUUAAUGCCUGGGUUUAUUUGGAUCUUUCGUGCCGCACCCGCACCAUGAUCAUUGGAAUUGGAAGUACAUCUUCGCGUAAAAUUUGCUGCUGCCUUGAGGUUUUUACCUUCACGUCACUCGGAUUCUGUUUCACAGGCCCAUCCUCCGGCGGCUUCACCCACCAAGAUAACAGCGGCUACCAGCCCGGCGGCGGCUACCAGCCCGGCGGCGGGUACCUACAGGAAACCAGUUCUGGCGGCUACCACGCUCCAAACACAAACCCGACCAGCACUUUCCAGGGCACCACCGCAGCGAUGAGCUCGGCGGCGCCGUGGGGCAGCAGCAGUGCUGCUACGUCAAGCUCUUCUACCGCGGGAGGACCGCCGGGGGCUUUUGGAACUGGCGCUCUGAACACCGCUUACCAAUCCCCGCUGCAGCCAGGAUCACAACAACACGCGGCGUCCUCCAGCAGCACUUCGAGCACGGGCGUCUACGAGAAGCAACUGAUCGACCAUCUCUGCGCGCCGGGCGGCGCGCGCGUCGCCCCCGCGCCGGAAGUGUUGGACGACUUCCUGCAGAAGUGCGAGAGUCUGAACUAUCAAAAGGAAAAAUCCCCCCUCCCAAUGUCGAAAAGGUACGUCUCAGAAAAUUUCUAAUGCUGAUUUGUGACCACAAAUCGUCGCUGUCUUGCAAGAACGCAACUCCACAGGCUCCGCCGCAUUCUGCAGGCGGUUUGUGAUGCUGUUGGACCCACAGACUAGACGUCUGACAUGCUCAGCGCCUAGCGCAAAACCUCCCGACUCAGCCUCCCUACUCAGGCUUAGUGUAGGCCCGCAGUCCUCUCCAGCAAGACAAAUCUGAUUUGUGUGCGCAAAUCCAGCAUCAGAAACUUCGCGUUGAUAUGGGGGGGGAUUUUUCAUUUUGAUAUGAACAGCUCGAAGCUGGCGGAAAACUUGGCGUUGAUCCUGCAAACCGGAUCGUGGCAGCAGAAGGCGAAGGUGCUGUACGCGAUCGAGGCGCUGUGUGACAAGCAACUGGACGCCAUCACGGGCGACUUAGUGGAGCAGGGCUGCAGCCAGUGGGUGCAGAGCUGUCUGGACAUACCGCAGUGCAGGGGGAAGGCGGGGAAGGUAUAAUAGUACGUACAACUCGGGCAGGAGGAUUUUUGAGUUGCUGUACCACGGUCGGCAGAUGUUGACGGUUAAAGAUCAAAACCAAAUUUCAUACAUGUUCAAUCAUGUUAGAGUUUUUACAUGGAAAAAUAUCGAUGCUAUGAUCUUAACCCGAUUGAAAAAUACAGCUACAAUCCCGCCAAAUACAGGUCCUGUCCGCACUCGGGCUCGGUAAUGCUUCUGCGAGCACCACUACCGGCGACAAAUCUUCGCCGGCCUCGACGGGACCACCCCCGGAAAUUGACUUACUCGACAUGGGCGGUGGAGGUGGUCCUCGUCCUCCAAACAACUCAAUAGCUGCGCCAGCGUCUGGAGGUGGAACUACUCACAGUGCCGGUCCCGCAUCUUCCAGCGUAGAUCUUUUGUUCGACGCGACAAGCGCGACCACAGGUUCGACACCUCCAACGCAGCUACUUCCAAACUACAAUAGUACCACUUCAGCAUCCCCGAUAGCGAACGGCGGCGGCGGCGGCGACCUUCUUGGGGGCGACUUGCUAGGCCUGGAUGUUGUAGCGCCGAAAACUACAAGCGGUGGUCCCACCAACUACACAGGAGCACCUUCUUCAGCAGAUUCUUCCACCACUGCUGGUGCACCACCGAAAAAAUCGCUGUUCGGGAAUCUGAAUGUGAAAGCCGCGACAUCUUCUUCUACGUCCAGCACAGCGAACGGCGGAGGGGGGCCAGCACUUUUUAACAUGUCUUCAUCCACCGGCGCCGCGCCCGCGAGACCCAGUGCCGCGGACGAUCUGCUGUCCUUAGGACCGGUGUUGGAACAACAGAACGCCGUGGGUUCAUCAACUUACGCAACCCCCGCAGUGCCCAGUUAUGGAGGUGGCACAACCGGUGGAGGAUCUUCAACAUUCCCCGCGGGGCCGGCUGGUGGUGCGAGCGCGUUCGGUUUCUUGAACUCCGGUAGUGCAGUUGUUAACACGACGCCUUCGACGGGUGCAGCGGCACCAGUUAAGGCCGCUCCCAUGGCGGUACCGGCGAAGAAGGAACAGGAUGCCUUUGGCACGCUGUUGGCGGACACACUGGCGGAUUUGUAGCUUUGUUCUAGCGCAGUUUUUUAUGUGCCUACGAUCAUGGUAUUAAUACUUCACGACUUACUUUGGCAUUGAAUCAAAAUCUUCUUCUUUCCUUUUCCAACAAAUGUACUUGGUACUCAAGGACUUUUCACAUAGAUUUAUCUGAUGGGAUCCGAGAUACGACGUUUUUUGCGCAGCACCACCGCGGCUGCAUGAAGGGAGUAGGACGAAAAUCACAACAGUAUCCUCCUCGCAGGAAUAGUAAAGUGUUAUCCAUCUGUAUCUACUUAAAAACAAACCUUCGUGUGGUUGGAACUCUGACUCUGGGGCAGCGCGGGGCGCAGUGCUUCGUAAGGGCUACGUAGCGGAGGUUUACAGAAGAUUGAUUAGACGACCAGCGACAGCACUAGACGUAAACGCUGCACUUGACGUGGUCAUUUACUUUACGGCAUGCGGCUCUACCGCCAGCCUCGAGAGUCAGAAAUGAGUCCUUUGCGAUCUGGUAAAUGAUUAUGAUGAAGCGACUUUCCAUGGUCAUGCACAUGUUCGUGCCAUAGACACCUCAAAAGCGACUACGACAAUCUAUCCGAAAACGAAUCUAAAGGAAAAUCAAAAUUUCUAAUGCUGGCAUGGCAUUAAAAAUUUACGCUUAAUUAUAAUUUCAAUUCAAGUAGAAUCAGACUCAAAAAC